This is a messenger RNA of Symphalangus syndactylus (siamang), 3396 nucleotides long. RefSeq names its product family with sequence similarity 227 member A (gene FAM227A). NCBI's taxonomy places the organism in Eukaryota, Metazoa, Chordata, Mammalia, Primates, Hylobatidae. The record is from RefSeq and is a predicted model, not a curated record.
GGACAUCGCUGCGGCUCAAGAAGGUUCCAUUGUUAUGGGAAACGGGAAAGUGGAGACCGCGCAGGCGUUGCCUGGAGAACGCCUGGACUCAGAGUAGCAAAAUGGGCCUCUCCCCAACUCCCCUCCUCCUCCCCCAGCACAAGGCAAAGGGCACCCCUUGCUGUGAGUUUGGGGGCACCGGCUGUCGGGGGCCGACCCAGAACUUUGCGGGGUCCCCUGAGGGACCCGUGGCGGGACCGGCCCCGGGUUCGUCAAAUUCCGCCGAUGCUUUCAGGAGGCUGAUUAAACAAAGGACAAGAUUGGAGUGGGAAAUGAGAGGCUCUUAACAGUGGAAGCUUUUUGUUUGUCCAUUUACAAGAAAUUGGACAAUGAAUCACUUCAGGAAGAUGGAGGUCAUCAACCUCACCACCCUACCUAUGAUACCAGUGGAUGAGCACCUGGCUGUCUCGCUUGUUGCACGGAAUACAAUGCUGAAGACUGUGAGGAAGGAGUUAGAGAACAAUCCACCCUCGUGCCUUAUUGGCUCCAUGCACCAGGUGAACCAAAAGAUUGCUGACAUAAAUCUGCGUACCGAGCCGUCGGCCAACACCCUGGCAAUUGAGAGAUUUGAGUCGGAGAAGAAGGCUUUAAGAGAGAAAACUCGCAGCAGUCCAGGAGACAAAGUCAAGAGACAAAGAAAAUCUCAGUAUUCCUGCAAAGGCUCAGAACUCAGACAUGCCAGAUCUUCUGUUAUCAAAAGGAAAACAGCAGAUAAAAAUCUGCUGGCGGAGCUGUACCAGUAUUCCAACUUUAACAGCUCCAAGCCAAACAAGCUUCCGAAUGGCGUGGACUUCUGUGACAUGGUGGGCAACGUGGUCCGGGCUGAGAGAGAUUGCCUUAGUGGAAAGCGUUUCUGUUCAGGUAGAGAAUUAGAGAAGUUUCUCUCUUCUCCUUCUCCAAGAGCCAUCUGGCUAGAUAGCUUUUGGUGGAUAUUUCAUGAGAGGUACCAGCCAAACAAGGAGCUCCAGAAUAAUCUGUUCGACCGGAUAGCCCAGCACUACGCCUUACUUUUGUUUCGUGUACCCAAGUCCCACUAUGAAGAGGCGCUCUUAAAAAGGCUGCCAUCACUUCUGAGCAAAGCUGUGUACACCAGCUUCUGUUGCUGCUUCCCACAGUCCUGGUUCAACACGCACGAAUUCAAGUCUGACAUCUGUAACACAAUGAGCCUGUGGAUUUCAGGCACCUGUCCUAGCCCACAGAGCUAUGACAGCUGGGACUACUCGGAACUAGACCCAGAGCGAUUCCACAGAGAAGAAUUAAUGUUAUACAGAAGAAGACCGAUAAAGGGGAGAGAGUUUUCUUUGUUUGCUGGUAAGAGAGCCUUCUCCCAGAAGCCAGCCCAGAACAGGAAAUUCUACCACCCUCAGUCUUCUAGUGCAAACUCACCCAAUGAAAAAGGCUCUUCGGCCAAGCAGAACUCAGAAAAAAGCUUACGAAUGCAGAAUACUGCAAAAGAGCAUCAUUGUCAGACCCUGGUCUUGAAGAAACCUACACAAGAAGUCAAGAGGAUAUCAGAAGCAAGAGAAUGUGAGAAUAUGUUUCCUAAAAAGUCAUGUGCUGCCUGCAAAAGCCCUGAGCUGACUUCAAACCUCUUCAACAUUUAUGGGAAGAGCCCUCUGAUUGUGUACUUUCUCCAGAACUACGCCAAUCUGCAGCAGCACGGCAAGAAUGUGUUGAUAGUCAGAAGGGAAAAGACCACGAGCACCCCUGACUGCACCCCAACAUAUACUGAUGUCAUCAACGAGACCCUGUGCAGCAUGAAGAAGCGGAAAGACAACCUCAAUCAGUUGUACCAGCGUCACUGGACUGAAUGGAAUUAUUUUGACAAGCAUCUAAAGGAACUGCAAGACAACUUCUCCAGGGAAAUGAAGAAUAUUGAUCAAAAAACAGCAGAUAAAAAAAAGGCAAACCACAUGUUCAUCCCACCUUCAGCCGUCAAUGAGGAAUCACCUGACAAGAAAACUAAGGAGGGGAAAGGAGGACAGGGAAAGAGAAGAGAAACAGAAGUUGAACAUUUCUUUCCACUCACUUCCAAGCCCCGAGGAGCUCCACAACCUAGAACCAGGAAGCACCUACAGAAUCCGUGAUAUUUCUGCUACGAGGUGGAGUGGAACAACAAGAAAAUAAGAAAAUUGUGGCCAAAGACAGAAAUAGGAAUCACGAUUUCUCCAUAGGGGAAAGAUUCCGUUGUAGUUUUUCCUAGGCUGAGUGAAAAGCAGGAGUAGAGAGUUGGUGCUUGGGUCACUACAUUUAUUCAUAAAUUUACUCUUUCGGUAUUUUAUUACUUACAUGUUGGUAAGUAUGUUACAAAUAUGACCUCAUACAAAGGUUAAACUUUCAUACCAGCUAUAUGAAGUAGGGAUUAUCCACUGCAUUUUACACAGCAGCAAGCCCAGGUUUAGAAAGAUUUCCGAAGCUCUCUGCUGUAGACACUGGGUAAUUAACAGUAGAUAAGACACAGUCCCUGUUCUCAAGGAAGUCACCAUCUGGUAGAGGGAAGACAGAUGUAUCAACACAUUAAAUGCUCUAAGUAUUGGACAGAGGAAAAAGAGGAAAGUGUGAGGGAAAAGGAAAAGGGGCCUAGAGGAGUGCAAUUUUUUGUAACAAGCUUUGUAGAACUAUUAAUUUGAUAAUUUGAUAGGCGCUUCUAUUAUGCUGCCUCUGAGCCUUUGCCCCCUGCUCCUCUAACCACUGGGCUUGCCAGCCUAUUUCCAAUAUGCCCCCUUUCUGCCUGGCAAACAUCUUAUCUUUUCUAAACUCAGCCCAGGGACAUGACAUCUGUAAUGUGUUUCUGUGUGACUCCCAGGCUUCUGCCUUCUUAACCUCUCACCUUCCAGCUCAUUUGAGUGAAUCUUUGUCCAAGAAUUGAGAGAAACUUUAUAGGUAAAGCAUGCACAUGUUGUCUGAUUUAAUCUAAAAUAGAAACAAGAAAACAAAAAAUAAUACUGCAACUAGGGACACAUUUAGUCACUCCCAGUUCAUGAGACAAGGAAUAUUAAAGUUCAUUCCUACCAUAGCCAAAGUCAGGAUUUAAAUGUAAAUUAAUUUUUUUAAUUAAAAAAUUUUAAAUUAGGCCGGGCGCAGUGGCUCACGCCUGUAAUCCCAGCACUUUGGGAGGCUGAAGUGGGCAGAUCAUGAGGUCAGGAGUUUGAGACCAUCCUGGCCAACAUGGUGAAACCCCAUCUCUACUAAAAAUACAAAAAUUAGCUGGAUGUUGUGGCAGGCACCUGUAAUUCCAGCUACUGGGGAGGCUGAGGCAAGAGAAUCGUUUGAACCCAGGUGGCAGAGGUUGCAGUGAGCCAAGACCAUGCCAUUGCACUCCAGCCUGGGCAACAAGAGCGAAACUCUGUCUCAAAA